CAAAGCUAACAGUCUCCCCAUAUGACAGGGAUUGGAUAGAUCCAGAUCAAGUCAGAUCGACCCCUUGUUGCGGAUCUACCGUGCUCUUCCCCCAGUUAGCCCACUCUAAGGCGGCGAUCACCCGUCCAAGCUUAAAUCUCGCAAACAUGUUGUCUCACGGACCGAGAAACCUCGCACCAAGUGAGACCACUACCGCCUCAGAAUUGUUUGGUAAAGAGCCGCCACAUUCAUGGAAUCAAAGAACGAAAAAGAUGAGUUGCCCGAUUGCUUGGCUAAAACCGUACAGGAGGACAUCAGUGCUUAUGUUUCCAUGGCCUCCUGAAGCUGGCAGUGGCAAAGCUUGGGCCGUCUUGCCCGAGCCACAAUCGAUGGGAGGUGUGGAUUGAAGCAGAUGUCGUCGCGGUGUUCAUUCCAUGUUUGUUUGCUUAAUUUUGAAACUUAUUCAUGAUGGGGAAAGAAACGCUCGACGAUAAUUCAGAAAGGGAAUGGCCUGCGGCUUCAGAACCAGAAAGUCCGACUUCAGAAUCAGCACGUGAGCGACUGUUGCCAGAAGGCAGUGGGAAUGCUGAAGCUCAAGAUGAAGAAAAGGCUGGAGAAGAAAGGAAGACAAAGACUUCGCCUCCACCAGGCACAGCGACACUUUCGAGUUUUGUGAGAAUAUUCACAUACUCAACAUAUGGCGAUAGAGUCCUUCUGCUGAUAGCAACGUUGGCUUCAAUAUGUACUGGCGUGACCCUACCUUUAAUGAAUAUCAUAUUCGCUCGCCUUGUUGGAACAUUCGGGAAACUAUACAGUGCGAAAGAGGGCGAAGGCCCUGAAGCAUUCCUCGAAGACAUCAAUGGAAUCGUAUUGUACUUGGUUUACUUGUUCGCUGCUCGGCUCGCACUUGAUUAUGUUGCGAUGUUUGGGUUCCGCAUGGCAAGUCUUCGGAUCUCAGCUGCAAUGCGCCUGUCAUAUAUUCGAGCUCUCUUCGCCCAACCAAUUUCCGUCCUCGACGUGCUCCCUCCCGGCCAAACAGCGGCAAUCAUCACAGUGACAGCAAACAUUGUUCAAGUUGGGAUAUCUGAAAGACUGUCCAUGCUAAUCCAGAAUAUUUCUCUCAUCAUCACUGCUCUGAUCAUAGCAUUCAGCUACAACUGGCUGCUCACGGUAGUGACGAGUACUGGUCUCGUGUUCAUAGCUCUUGUUUAUAGGUACACGAUUCCUCGCUUUAUCAACAGUAUGAAAGAGGUGGGCGAAGCCGACAGAAUGUCGUCUGGUGUUGCCAGUGAGGCGUUUAGCUCUAUCAGAAUGGUUGCUGCCUGUGGUGCUGAGGAUAAGAUGGCCUCGAAAUAUGCUGAGUGGGUGGAGGAGUCUCAUCGCAGAGGGCUUCAAAUGUCGCCGUUAGUCGCACUCCAGCAAGCUCCUAUUUUCUUUGCCAUCCAAGCAAUCUGUGCCCUGGCAUUUUGGUUUGCUGUCAAACUGUACCAAGGAACCUACAUAACCAGUGUGACAACAAUGAUCAUCGUUCUCACAUCCGUCUUGAUGAUCAUGACAUCGCUCGGAAGCACUGUCACACCUGCCUCAGCAGCCAUACACGCGGCGAGUGCAGCGAGCAUCUUUUUCUCCAUCAUCGAUGCCCCUCAGCCUCAAACAUCAGGACUUGAAGGACCUCAAGUAAGCUCCCAAGGGGAUAUCGUCUUCGAGAAUGUAAACUUCACCUAUCCUCUGAGAGCAGAUGUCAAAGUUCUCGAUAAUCUGAGCCUGCGGUUCCCGGCUGGGAAAAUGACUGCGAUCGUCGGGGCAUCAGGAUCUGGUAAAAGUACGAUUGUGGGUCUCAUUGAGAGGUGGUAUGAGUUAGAUGGAAAUAUGACGGACAAAAUCAUGACACUAUAUUUCCGAAAUGGCACUAUUAAGGCAGGUGACAAGCAUUUGCAGGAAAUAGAUCUCAAAUGGUGGAGAUCCCAGAUCGGAUUAGUGCAACAAGAGCCAUUCCUUUUCAAUGACACAAUCUACAAGAAUGUCGAAUAUGGCCUGAUUGGGACUGAAUGGGAGUUCGAAUCGGCCCGCACCAAGCGAGAUCUAGUAAAACAGGCUUGCAGGGAAGCAUUUGCAGAUGAAUUUAUUACUAGACUUCCACACGGAUAUGAAACCUCCGUGGGUGACGCUGGCAUCAAGCUCAGCGGCGGUCAACGCCAGAGAAUUGCUAUCGCUCGAAGUAUUGUCAAACAACCCAAAAUCCUGAUCCUGGACGAAGCAACAUCAGCAAUCGACGUCCAUGGUGAGAGAAUUGUCCAAGCAGCUCUAGACAAGGUCUCCAUGGGGCGCACCACGAUCACGAUAGCUCAUCGUUUGUCGACGAUCAUGAAAGCUGACAACAUCGUGGUUCUAAAGAAUGGGCAGGUUGUACAGCAAGGAACACAUGAUGAAUUGCUUACCAAUAUGGAGGGACCAUACUGGCAUCUUGCUAGUGCGCAGCACUUAUCUUUAGGUGAUGAGAAGAAUACAGCGAUGGAAGAGCUGGACGAUGAUGAGAGCCAAACAAGCGAUCUCACAGUGUUUGAUAGACUGAGUCUCGACUCGGUUCGUGGUGAAUUGGCAGAAGAUAAUGCUUAUAUACCAAAUGGCUUCUUCGGGAGUUUUAUAAGCUUGCUCUGGGAGCAGAGACCUUAUUUUUUGUGGUACUUCGUCAUGUUUCUGGGUGCGUUGGGCGUCGGAGCGGUUUUUCCAAUUCAAUCGUACCUAUCUGCAAAGAUGUUCUCAGUAUUCAGUUUAUAUGGGGAUGAACUGACAGAGGAAACUGGCUGGUGGUGUCUCAUGUUCACAGGUCUAGCAAUUUUCGUGGGCUCCAGCUACUUUGUUCUGGGCUGGUCAGCCAACACAAUCUCAUUUCACAUCACUUCUACAUACCGUCGAGAGUACUUCUCCAAUGUCCUCAAGAAGCCCAUCUCAUUCUACGAUUCAGAGGAAAACUCCAUAGGCUCCCUCACAUCUCGAAUGGCAACGGACCCCACGCAGCUCCAACAACUUCUCGGAAUCAACAUGGCAUUUGUAGUAAUCUCUGUCUUCAAUAUCCUAGGUUGCUUGGCUCUCUCCUUCCACUUCGGAUGGAAGCUCACAUUAGCUGCCGUCAUCACAUCCAUGCCUAUCAUCCUCGCCGCUGGCUUCUUCCGAUUUAGAUUUGAGACACAGUUUGAGAAGAUGAACUACGCUGUUUUUGCAGAAAGUUCUAAGUUUGCAACGGAGUCGAUUGGCGCCUUUAGAACUGUGUCGUCUCUGACUCUCGAGUCGGAGAUUUGUGGAAGGUAUCAAAAGCUGCUAGAGGAGCAUAUCAAAAACGCUUUUCGCAAGGCUGGUAUCUCGACUUUGGUCUUUGCAUUGAGUGACAGUAUUCCUCUGCUAUGCAUGGCAUUUGUUUUAUGGUAUGGCGGCAUACUUUUGUCCCGCUUCGAAUAUGCUCCGUUUAAUUACCUUGUGGUUUAUUUAGCUAUUGUCCAAGGAAGCAUCAGUGCAGGUCAAUUUUUAAGCUUCGGACCAAAUAUAGCACAAGCCUCAGCAUCAGCUAAUAGAAUACGAGCUAUGAGAUCAAUUGAUAGAUUUGAAACUUCUGGCAAAGAACUUGAUUUGCCUUCACCACAAGAUGAAGAAAGGGACAGACGCGGUGUCAAAAUCGAACUGAGAGAUGUUUGGUUCAGAUACCCAACGCGUGAUGUUCCGGUUCUAAAAGGGUUGAAUAUGACUAUCGAGGCAGGUCAAUUUGCUGCCAUUGUUGGGCCAUCUGGGUGCGGCAAGACAAGCAUCAUCUCCCUACUCGAAAGAUUCUACAACCCCGACCGCGGCACAAUCCUCAUGCAUAACAUCAACAUCACAAAACUCUCCCUUCCCUCUUACCGCUCCCACAUCUCUCUCGUCUCCCAAGAACCCUCCAUCUUCUCCGGCACCAUCCGUUCCAACGUACUCCUUGGCAUCGACCCUUCCACUCCGGAUAUCGAUACUGCACUCCACCUCGCCUGCCAACAAGCCGAUAUCCACAAUUUCAUCAUGUCCCUCCCAUCCGGCUACUCCACCGAAGUUGGCCCUCGCGGGAUCGCUUUGUCGGGCGGACAGAAACAGCGCAUCGCAAUAGCACGCGCACUGAUCCGCAACCCUCGUGUGCUGCUGCUGGACGAGGCGACGAGUAACUUGGACUCGGAGACAGAAAGAGAGGUGCAGCGGGUAUUUGAGGAGAGUGGCAAGGGGAGGGGACGGACGAUGGUGGUUGUAGCGCAUAGACUUGCGACGGUGCAGAAUGCAGAUGUAAUAUUUGUUGUUGAGGGAGGAAGGGUUGUGGAGAAGGGGAACCAUGCUUAUUUGCUGGCGAUGAAGGGGGUGUAUUGGCAGAUGUGUCAGGCGCAAGCUUUGGAUAGAUAACAGGGUUAAUUUAAGAUGUAUUCAAAAUUCAAGGACUGGGCAAAUUUGAAGUUAUUCUAGGUAUUAUUGGUGCUGGGAUCCACGCUAGCUUAAUGGCUAAUGGUAGGGUCACUUCCUAGAUCCAAGUUGCCACC
Molecule: messenger RNA, 4523 nt
Organism: Cadophora gregata
Lineage: Eukaryota; Fungi; Ascomycota; Leotiomycetes; Helotiales; Ploettnerulaceae
Exons: 19
Coding region: 445-4389 (1314 amino acids)
Biological process (GO): transmembrane transport
Cellular component (GO): membrane
Molecular function (GO): ATP hydrolysis activity; ATP binding; ABC-type transporter activity
Source: RefSeq, a predicted model, not a curated record